AUGAGUCCUCAAAACUUUGAUCCUCACUUUACACAAAAUAUUCAGCAACCCAAUGGCCAUUAAAUUUAGUCUUAACAGCAAUAUAUGAACUAUCUCAAUUCAUUUUACAAUGAAUAAGAUCUUGCUAAAUAAUAGCAGCCAUUUUAAGGCUAAUAAUAGUUAUAGACUCAGCAAUCAAAUGUUACUGUUGCUUCGAAAAAGAACUAAAAAUUCUUGGAUAAUGCAAAAUCCCUCUCUAUCUCAACUUAAAACUAUAGCACUAUAAACUAAAAAGAGAAGAUUUCGAAAUAACAAGUUUAUAAUUAAAAAAUGCAGACACAGCCUAUCGUGUCUCUGAAAAAGAGUGGUGCUGCAGCCAAUCUCAAUGAAAAGUAUUAAGCAUAUUUAGUUGAACCCUCAAGACAAAUUAUCUCUAAUCUUGGAUAUCAAACUCAAUAGAUAAUGCCGUUGAGUUCAUACAGUUCUUAGUCUGUGCAUAAUAAUCAGGGAAGCAAAGUCGAAUCAUUUAGAAUAAUUGGAAUUAAUUAGAAACAUUAAAGUCCUCAUCAUUCUAAUAAGAAGGUAGUUAAAAGUGUAAAAAACUCACAUAAAUAAAGAAAAAGCAUUUCCAAAGAGAACUAGUCUAAUGGAUCAUCUCGUGGAACUUCUCAUAUUAUAUAAGACUCGAUUAAAAACUCAUAAAAUAAUACUUCCGCUAAAAAUAUCAAUAAGCAUAAAAGUAGAGUUGUGAAAUCAAGUAUUAAGAACUAAAACACUCUAUAAUAAGAGUAAGCUUAAGCAUUUUACAGUGCCAAUUUGAGUGAUAUAAAUAACUCUUCUCCAAAUUAAAAUACUUUUCCAGAUUCUGUCUCCUAGAGGUAUGAGCAGAUGACUGUUGAGGACUAGUUAAGAAAUAAGAUGACAAAGAUAUAGUAAAACUACCAAUCACUCCCAUAGAAUUCAAAAAGCUAACGAAUGAAUGGUAAAUCUUCAAUGAGAAAUAACUCUCAACUCAAAUUGAAGACUUUGAAUCCAACAUAAUAUUCUAAUUUCGAUUCAUUCGAAGUUCUUAAUGGAAAUCUUCAAUCAAAUUUUGCACUCACUACAAAGAACUCAAAUACAAAUCAUAUCUUUAGCGUAUCUCAUACCCAACAUCGCAGUCCUUAAAAAGACAGCUUUUAGUUCAAUAAUACAAAUCAUAUAGUCAGAAACGGUACACACAUUCAAGAUUUGACAAAUGAUUAUAAUGAUAGCAUAAAUAAUAAUCACGGAAGAAACUCUCAUGCUAAUAAGAUUCAACAAAAGAUACACAAAAUUAUUCAGGCUACAUCUCAAAGUACUCAACAGCACUUUUUUGGCAAUUAAAAUAAUCAAUAAUCAACUCUCUAAAACUCAUACUCCUCAGGAAAUUUAGCUAGACAAGCAUAAUCAUAGCAUUUGGUGAACGGAACUUCUAAGAUAUUUAGACCUUAGUCACUGAAAUAACUUAUGCCAACUAUUGAUGAGUAAAUUAUGAAGCUAACUGAAGUUAAUGGAGCUGUUUCACCCUCAAAUCAAAAUGAUUAAUUAAGUGGCUAAUUUCUGUUCAAAACUUAAAGUGAGUCUACUAAAAAUUCUCAAUCGAGAGCUUCAUAAGUGAAGAUUCCUCUUCACCCAACAUCUUAGUCACAAUUUAGAGGCUAAAUAAUUAAGACAUUGAGUUAAAAUAACUCAAACAGAAAUCUUCAAAUAACAUUUAACCAUAAAGAGUCGAUUGAAGGGGGCUAGCUAACAAUUGAGGAAAAUGAUAAAUUGCACAUGAAAUCAGCUAGAGGAAAUCUAAGUCCAGAUAAAUGUGAUAACGGAAUUCCAAAUAUACUUUAGAAGCAGCUUUAAGAGAUCAUGAUGAGAACUUAACUAACUCUCAAGGCCUCUAAAAAGAGAGAAUUAGCUUUAUAGGUCAAGUGUCAGGAAUAGGAGGAAGAGAUCAAAAUAUUAAAGCAUAAAGUACAAAAUUAUGAAUAGACAUAGACCUCUACAUCAUCUACUUAGCAAAUUAAUAUUUGA
Stylonychia lemnae is the source of this 2025-nucleotide messenger RNA. Lineage: Eukaryota; Ciliophora; Spirotrichea; Sporadotrichida; Oxytrichidae. The record is from the annotation of a GenBank genome assembly.